This is a messenger RNA of Gastrolobium bilobum, 2559 nucleotides long. Its product is annotated as pentatricopeptide repeat-containing protein At2g41720. Bases 323 to 2527 code for a protein of 734 amino acids. The record is from RefSeq and is a predicted model, not a curated record. Gene Ontology annotation, molecular function: protein binding. Lineage: Eukaryota; Viridiplantae; Streptophyta; Magnoliopsida; Fabales; Fabaceae. The transcript has 10 exons.
GGCCAGCGGCGCACCUCACUGUGUCUGUGUCCAACUCGCCGGCACCGGCGAGUCGACUCGGCCGAGAACGGCCAUUACCUGCAAAAAGAAGGCGAACGAGUUGGCAUUCAAGGAGACAAAGGAAGGCUUCGUGGACUACGACAGAGGACAGCACGAUGUAUCUUCCAGGGUCUCCGGCCUCCGCAAGGGCGACAUCCCCGCCCGCCACCGCAUCCGAGUCGCCGCAAACCGCUUCCAGAGGGACUGGACGGUUUCCGAGGUUGUCGACUUGGUCCUCACCCUCACCCUGCAGGACGACAUCGAGGGUGUACUGAACCGCUGGAUGGGGCGCUUCGCACGCAAGAAUUUCCCUUUCCUUAUAAGGGAGUUGACACAGAUAGGGUCCAUUGAACACUGUAACUUAGUGUUUCGUUGGAUGAAAAACCAGAAGAAUUAUUGUGCCCGGAAUGAUAUUUACAAUAUGAUGAUUAGGUUGCAGGCCAGACAUCAUCGAAUUGACCAAGCACGUGGAUUAUUUUUUGAGAUGCAAGAAUGGAGGUGCAAACCUGAUGUUGAGACUUACAAUGCUCUUAUCAAUGCGCAUGGUCGAGCUGGACAAUGGCGUUGGGCUAUGAAUAUCAUGGAAGACAUGCUGCGUGCAGCUAUUCCACCCAGUCGGUCAACUUUUAACAACUUGAUAAAUGCCUGUGGAUCUAGUGGAAAUUGGAAAGAAGCACUUAAUGUUUGCAAGAAAAUGACAGACAAUGGGGUUGGGCCUGAUCUUGUUACUCACAAUAUUAUAUUAUCUGCAUUUAAAAGUGGAGCUCAGUAUUCAAAAGCUCUCUCUUAUUUUGAACUAAUGAAGGGAACUCGCAUUCGUCCUGACACAACUACACUUAAUAUUGUUAUCCAUUGUCUAGUGAAGCUUCAACAAUAUGACAAAGCCAUUGAUAUUUUUGAUUCUAUGAGGGAAAAGAGAUCAGAUUGUCACCCUGAUGUUGUAACAUUCACUAGUAUCAUUCACUUGUAUUCAGUGUGUGGGCAAGUUGAAAAUUCUGAGGCUGCGUUCAAUAUGAUGCUGGCAGAAGGGCUUAAACCAAAUAUAGUCUCGUAUAAUGCACUAAUAGGUGCAUAUGCUGCUUGUGGGAUGGACAAUGAGGCACUUUUGGUUUUCAAUGAGAUAAAACAAAAUGGUUUCCGCCCAGAUAUUGUAUCUUAUACAUCUCUGCUUAAUGCUUAUGGAAGAUCACAAAAGCCCCAAAAAGCAAGGGAAGUAUUUGAAAUGAUAAAGAGAAACAAAUUGAAGCCAAACCUUGUCAGUUACAAUGCACUGAUUGAUGCCUAUGGAUCUAAUGGUUUGUUGGCGGAUGCAAUUGGAAUCUUGCGGGAGAUGGAACAAGAUGGAAUUCAGCCAAAUGUUGUCUCCAUAUGCACACUCUUGGCUGCCUGUGGACGAUGCAGUCAGAAGGUAAAGAUUGAUACAGUGCUAUCAGCAGCUGGGAUGCGAGGCAUUAAAUUGAACACGGUUGCAUAUAAUUCAGCUAUAGGAAGCUAUAUGAAUGUAGGGGAAUAUGACAAAGCUAUAGGCUUGUAUAAAUCUAUGAGGAAGAAAAAAAUAAAUUUUGAUUCUGUUACUUACACUGUGUUGAUAAGUGGUUGUUGCAAGAUGUCAAAAUAUGGUGAAGCCAUAUCUUUUAUGGAAGAAAUGAUGCAACUAAAACUUCCUUUGUCCAAAGAGGUCUACUCAUCUGUCAUAUGUGCCUAUAGCAAACAGGGCCAAAUCAUAGAAGCAGAAUCUACAUUUAACUUGAUGAAAUCAUCUGGUUGCUACCCUGAUGUGGUUACAUAUACUGCAAUGCUCGAUGCAUACAAUGCAGCUGAAAAAUGGGAGAAAGCAUACGCACUCUUUGAAGAAAUGGAAGCAAAUAACAUCAAGCUAGAUACUAUUGCAUGUUCAGCCCUGAUGAGAGCUUUUAAUAAAGGAGGCCAACCAGGAAGGGUCAUUGGUCUUGCUGAAAGCAUGAGAGAAAAAGAGAUUCCUUUUAGUGAUACCAUUUUUUUUGAAAUGGUAUCUUCCUGUAGCUUAUUACAUGAUUGGAGGACAGCUGUUGAUAUGAUCAAGUACAUAGAGCCCUCACUUCCUGUAAUUUCAUCUGGAUGUUUGAAUAUGUUCCUGAACUCAUUAGGAAAAAGUGGAAAGAUUGAAACUAUGUUGAAGGUAUUCUUCAAAAUGUUGGCAUCAGGUGCUAAUGUUAACUUCAAUACUUAUUCUAUUUUAUUGAAUAACCUUUUAUCCUCCGGAAAUUGGAGGAAAUAUUUAGAGGUACUGCAAUGGAUGGAGGAUGCUGGAAUUCAUCCAUCAAAUGACAUGUACCAUGACAUAUCCUCCUUUUCGCAAAAAUGCUGUGGGGCUGAAAAUGCUGCUGUCAUAAAAGAAAGACUUGUUAGGUUGCACAGACGCUCUUUGUGCCCCAUUUCACCACCAUGCGUGUGGAGGAUCUUGAUGGAACUUAAAACCAGAAUCCUUGAAAACAGUGUGUCUCUUUGAUGGACAUUAUCAUUGUAUUUAGAGAGUCAGAC